AUGGCAGCAACAUCCCAUUUACUACCCGGCAUAGGCCUGGUUAUCGGUUCUGCCACAGGGAUUGGAAAGAGUGUUUCUUUCGCAUUUGCCCGUGCUGGUGUUUCAGGUCUAUUCAUGGCAGAUAUCAACGAGAAGGACAUGACAGCAACUGCAAACGAUAUCCGUCAAGAGAUACCCGAGCUGAAAAUUGUCACCCACCGAGUAGAUAUUGGCGAUGAAGCAUCCUGUAUCGAUUGCGUGCAAACAGCAGUGAAGACUUUUGGAAGAAUAGACUAUGUUCUGAACAAUGUUGGAAUUGGUGCAACCAACACGCCAACCCACGAACAAACUGGAGCUCAUCUGGCCACAGUCCUCAACAUCAACUUCGUUGGUCUUUGGAACUGUCACAGGGAGCAGAUCAAGCAAAUGCUGACCCAGGAGAUACUCCAACUUCCGAAUGGACGUGGAAAUCGCGGAGUUAUUACCAACACUGCCUCUAUCAUGGGAUUGGUUGGGGCCCCACCUGGUCAUAGCCCCUACAGUGCGAGCAAACAUGCGAUAAUAGGAUUGACGAAGACGGAGGCUGCCACGUAUAGCAAAGAGGGAAUUCGGAUCAAUAGUGUUUGCCCAGGUUAUUGUUCAACGGCAAUUCUUGGGGAGAAGGGUUCACAGUCACGGACCGAGCUUGAAGCGGGUGUAGUUACUCUGGUUCCCAUGGGAAGACUUGGAGAAACUGACGAGAUUGCGGACUCGGUAGUUUUUCUCUCAUCGCACAUGGCAAGCUAUAUCACUGGAUCUUCGCUGGUAGUCGAUGGGGGAUACACUGCUGUUUAG
Molecule: messenger RNA, 813 nt
Organism: Penicillium taxi
Lineage: Eukaryota; Fungi; Ascomycota; Eurotiomycetes; Eurotiales; Aspergillaceae
Product: SDR family NAD(P)-dependent oxidoreductase
Exons: 8
Coding region: 1-813 (270 amino acids)
Molecular function (GO): oxidoreductase activity, acting on the CH-OH group of donors, NAD or NADP as acceptor
Source: RefSeq, a predicted model, not a curated record